UUAGACGCGGAAAGUUGCAAAAGCAAGCCCUGAGUAAGGCAUUUGCUAACGGAGUGUUUAAACAUUUUUUAACGCUUUAACUGAAAUUUUAGGUGCUCAAAAAGAUGUCAAAGUCGUUGUCGUCAUCGCAUGGCGUACAUUGGCCCGUUGCGCUGGUCGCACUGCUGAUUGCCAUUGUUGCCACUGUACACAGUUUGCCACAAGGUGCACCGGAAACGGUGUGCGACACCAUGUUGCCCUUCCAUGCGGGCGGCAGUGUGUUGCCCGAGACGAGCGUCUGCCCCUUUGCCAUUGAGACGAGCGCCUCGGUGGUUGGUCAGGGACAGACAUUGCGCGUGGAUGUAAGCGGUGUGCCCGCUGGUUUAAGCUUUGGCGGCUUCAUGAUACAGGCACGCAAUCGCAAUCCGCCCUAUCAGAUUAUUGGACAGUUCGGACCCACGCGAGAUGGCACAGUGAAGCUAAUGAAUUGCGAGAAUUCAGUUAACAAUUCGGCAACGCAUAGUAAUGCGGGUCCGAAGCCGCAGGUGACGCUAGACUGGCAGUCGCCAGUGGAUUUCGUGGGUCAGGUGGUGUUCAACGCUACUGUAGCUCAAUCCUACAAUCAGUUCUGGGUGGGUGUUCCCUCUAAUCCGGUGCAGGUGGUGCGUCGUGAUGUUUCUGCAGCUUCGCUGCCAACCACGCCCAACAAUUUCAAUACAAACUUUGGCAGCACACGUGCGCCUUAUGUGCCGCCCAACUAUGUGGCGCCCACUGUUGCUGCCGCUGGCGCUGAUCCCUUCUACGAUGGCUGCGGUCAAACCAAGAACUGCUUUGGUCUACCCAACGGCUGUGUGGCGAGCAAAUCUUGCACUGCAGUCGCUGCCGUCACUGUGCGUGGUGACAUUUAUGAGUUUGAGCUGCAAAGCAGCAAGGGCACUGGUGCUGCCUAUGUGGCUUUGGGUCUGUCGGAUGAUGCCAAAAUGGGUGAAGAUCUGACCACUGAGUGCGUGCCCGAAAAUGGACGCGUCAAUUUGUACUCCUCCUACACCUCCGCCAGUCCCUAUGGCGCCAACAGAGCUAAUGUGCCACAAAAUUCUGCACGCUUGCUGAACGCUUCCAUGGUCGAUGGCGUCAUUUACUGCAAGGUGCAACGCGAGCCCAUGACUGUGGUGCAGGGACGCAGCUUCGAUUUGAGGAAUGGCGUCUAUCACAUGCUCGUUGCGUCUGGCAGCAGUCUCAAAGAGAAUAGCGUGGGCUAUCAUGACAUUGGACGCUUGCCCUCAGCCAAUCCCAUUAAUCUAGCGGUAGUGCAAGAUUUGGGCGGUUCCUCCAUGCUGCUGGUGCGCCUGCAUGGCGCCUUUAUGAUUGCCGCCUGGAUAGGCACCACCUCAUUGGGCAUUAUCUUUGCACGCUACUUUAAGCAAACGUGGGUGGGCAGCCAAACCUGCGGCAAGGAUCAAUGGUUUGCCUGGCAUCGCAUGCUGAUGGUUACCACAUGGACGCUUACGAUUGUGGCCUAUAUUCUCAUCUGGGUGGAGCUGAAGCGCGCUGUCUGGCAUGCGCAUUCUAUAAUUGGCUUGAUAACGGUUAUAUUAUGCUUUAUACAACCAAUUGGUGCAUUGUUCCGUCCCGGACCCAACGAUAAGAAGCGUCCAUAUUUCAACUGGGGUCAUUGGCUGGGCGGCAAUCUGGCGCACAUAUUGGCGAUUGUUGCCAUUUUCUUUUCGGUGAAACUGCCAAAGGCCGAGCUGCCCGAAUGGAUGGACUGGAUAUUGGUGGGCUUUGUGGUCUUCCAUGUGCUGGUGCAUCUGAUAUUCUCCAUCUAUUUGUGUAUUAACCAUUGGCAGAUUGCAAGCAUUGCCUCGGAUCGCCAGCAGAGUCAACGCAUCAAUACCUUCCAAAUGGGCGACAUGGCGCAUCAUCACCAGCACGCCAUGCGCAAUGGCAUGAGCAUGGAACGCAAAAUGGAUGCACCAUACGGUGGUUUGCGCAAGGGUCUGUUAGGUGUCUACACGGUGGUGCUGCUGUUGUUUGUUGUAGUGCUCAUACUGCUCGUGGUGCUGGCACCCAUUGAGAAGCUCUUCAAUUAAAUUUAAAUGUACAUUUUCAUUAACUUUCUGUUGUACUUAACGGCUCUUAAGCUAUCUAAGCCAUCUGCAAUACUCGAAGCACACACACACACACAGACACAAACUGUCAGCUCAAUUUACUUUAUGUUUGUAUAACCUUCUUAUCAUGCUUACCAUCUGUCUAAGUCUCUUUUUAUAUAUUGUUGUAAAUUAUAAGCCUCUAGGGGCAAGCGUUUGUUUCAGUACAUGUUAUAUAAUUUAUUAUUAAUAAAGUAAAACAAGCCAACUUAAAUGCGUUUCAUCAGUGCUCUUAACUAAAACGACUAAACGCUAAAUCAAUUUGCUUAAACAUAAACCAGCUGUUGUAAGUUGCUCAUGCUGCGCGCAUCCUUUUGAGUUUUGAUUUAUUUAUAUAUAUAAAAAAAAACUGUAACUUCUUAA
Drosophila busckii is the source of this 2489-nucleotide messenger RNA. RefSeq names its product putative ferric-chelate reductase 1 homolog. The transcript has 8 exons. Gene Ontology annotation, molecular function: oxidoreductase activity, acting on metal ions. The record is from RefSeq and is a predicted model, not a curated record. The coding region runs from base 105 to 2069 and encodes 654 amino acids. Lineage: Eukaryota; Metazoa; Arthropoda; Insecta; Diptera; Drosophilidae.